Ectocarpus sp. CCAP 1310/34 is the source of this 458-nucleotide messenger RNA. The record is from the annotation of a GenBank genome assembly. NCBI's taxonomy places the organism in Eukaryota, Phaeophyceae, Ectocarpales, Ectocarpaceae.
AUGUUGUACUUCAACCUGUGGGGACACGGCGGAAAAGCUAUAGCUUACACACCGAUCGCUCCGCUGCUACUGCUGCAUACCUGCGCGUACCUCGACUACGCAAACGAAGCACGAUCCCUGGGCGUGCUUCCCUGUCAGCCUCUGGCCAGGCGACGCGAUGACCCGGAUGUCAGCUGGCCUUGUGCUUCUGGCUCAGGCGGCGACCUUUGGGGCGAAUCACGCGUUCUCAGUGAGCAGCGGCAGUAGCAGUAGCGCACGGGUGCAUCAUGAGCUGUCCAGACAUCGUCCGCCCAAGCCUUUUCUGGCUGCCGAAGCCUGCUUGCAAGGAUGGUGCUCCCACAAGUGCAAGGCGCGAGUGGUGGCUGGCGGAGCGGCGGGCGUGUCGAUGUCGUGGUGCUGCAGGACGAGGCGAAGCCGCAGUUCCUCUCGUCUGACUGCUUCUGCUGCUGCUUCUGCUG